Molecule: messenger RNA, 921 nt
Organism: Colletotrichum chrysophilum
Lineage: Eukaryota; Fungi; Ascomycota; Sordariomycetes; Glomerellales; Glomerellaceae
Exons: 2
Coding region: 1-921 (306 amino acids)
Source: RefSeq, a predicted model, not a curated record
AUGGGAAGCCGAUCAACAUUCACCUGGCCUGGCCUCGAACACAGCGGCGAAUCAAGCGGGACGCUUCUCGGCCACAACCUCGCAUCUCUCGGCUCCUCAGACGCCAGCCUCACACCGCCCAGCGGAUCGAGAUCAGUGACGGCCAGCCCGCCAAGGGGGGUCAUGACGCCGGAGCAGCGGGAACUGAAGAAGCAGAGGGACCAGGCGCGCCGGGACUCAAAGACCUCUCAACGGGUAAGGAGAGCCGGCAGCAACAGCUACAUCCACUCGCCACCGCUCUCGAUGCCCGACGUCUCCAGCACGAUGGGCGUUCCCGUCUACACCACCGCGCCAGCCCCGAUCUCGCUCCUCGCCGAGCCGACGACCACCAUGGGAAGCUCGUCAUACCUCCCUUCCUACAGCCCGCCGCUGUCAGACCACGGCUACCAGAGCGGGUACCCUCCGAUGGCGCCGGCCUACAGCAUGGGCGGCAUGGACUACUCCAACCAGUUCCAACCACCAGCACAGUACGGGUACGUGAGCAGCGAACCGAGAAGUGGUGGCCGAGGCCACUACUUUUGGCAGCAGCAGCAGCAGCAGGGCAGGAAAGCUGACACACCGCCUCUUAGCAGCCGCCCUCCACUGUCAGUCAGCCAGGACCCGAUGAUGUACGGCGUGCCGCCCUCGAUGGCGCCCGGAGCCGGAGCGGACCAGGGAGGGCACGUGAGGGUGGUGCAGAGCCGGCCCAAGCCCCAAUGUUGGGAGCACGGCUGCAACGGCCGCCAGUUCUCGACCUUUAGCAACCUCCUCAGACACCAACGCGAGAAGUCAGGCCAAGCAGCCAAGGCGACCUGCCCCAACUGUGGAGCCGAGUUCACGAGAACAACGGCGCGGAACGGCCACCUCCUCCACGACAAGUGCAAGCAGCGCCGCAACACAUAG